CGCCCCGAGAGGCUGGGAGCCCGGGUGCCAGCCGCCACGGCGCAUGCUCCGGAAUCUCAUCCUCCGGCCCCGGAGCUGCCGCUGCUGCUGCUGCUUUUGCUUUUGGGGCUGAGUUUAAUAACCCAGCGAGCGAGCGAACGCGGGGGGAAAAAGGCAGAGAAUGUCCGCCAUCUACCCUCUGCUCCUGGGCGCGCUCUCAUUCAUAGCAGCCUCUUCAUGAAUUACAGCUGAGGGGGGCGGGGAGGGGGGUACCUCACAACACCCCAGCAAACCUCCGAGCCCCCAGGCAUGGCUAGCUCGUGUGCCGUGCAGGUGAAGCUCGAGCUGGGGCACCGCGCCCAGGUGAGGAAAAAACCCACCGUGGAGGGCUUCACCCACGACUGGAUGGUGUUCGUGCGCGGCCCGGAGCACAGUAACAUCCAGCACUUUGUGGAGAAAGUCGUCUUCCACUUGCACGAAAGCUUCCCUAGGCCAAAAAGAGUGUGCAAAGAUCCACCUUACAAAGUAGAAGAAUCUGGGUAUGCUGGUUUCAUUUUGCCAAUUGAGGUUUAUUUUAAAAACAAGGAAGAACCUAAGAAAGUCCGCUUUGAUUAUGACCUGUUCCUGCAUCUUGAAGGCCAUCCCCCAGUGAACCACCUCCGCUGUGAAAAGCUGACUUUCAACAACCCCACAGAAGACUUUAGAAGAAAGUUGCUGAAGGCAGGAGGGGACCCUAACAGGAGUGUUCAUACCAGCAGCAGCAGCAGCAGCAGCAGCUGUAGCAGCAGCAGCAGUAGCAGCAGCAGCAGCAGCAGCUGUAGCAGCAGCAGCAGCAGCAGUAGCAGCAGCAGCAGCAGUAGCAGCAGCAGCAGCAGCAGCACCAGUUUUUCAAAGCCUCACAAAUUAAUGAAGGAGCACAAGGAAAAACCUUCUAAAGACUCCAGAGAACAUAAAAGUGCCUUCAAAGAACCUUCCAGGGAUCACAACAAAUCUUCCAAAGAAUCCUCUAAGAAACCCAAAGAAAAUAAACCACUGAAAGAAGAAAAAAUCGUUCCUAAGAUGGCCUUCAAGGAACCGAAACCCAUGUCAAAAGAGCCAAAACCAGACAGUAACUUACUCACUAUCACCAGUGGACAGCAAGAUAAGAAGGCUCCUAGUAAAAGGCCCCCCAUUUCAGAUUCUGAAGAACUCUCAGCCAAAAAAAGGAAAAAGAGUAGCUCAGAGGCUCUAUUUAAAAGUUUUUCUAGCGCGCCACCACUGAUACUCACUUGUUCUGCUGACAAAAAACAGAUAAAAGACAAAUCUCAUGUCAAGAUGGGAAAAGUCAAAAUUGAGAGUGAGACGUCAGAGAAGAAGAAAUCAACUUUACCGCCGUUUGAUGAUAUCGUGGACCCCAAUGAUUCUGAUGCGGAGGAGAAUAUGUCCUCUAAAUCUGAUUCUGAACAGCCCAGUCCUGCCAGUUCCAGCUCCAGCUCCAGCUCCAGCUUCACACCGUCCCAGACGAGGCAACAAGGUCCUUUAAGGUCUAUAAUGAAAGAUCUGCAUUCCGACGACAAUGAGGAGGAAUCAGAUGAGGCAGAGGAUAAUGACAACGACUCCGAAAUGGAAAGACCUGUAAAUAGAGGAGGCAGCCGAAGUCGCAGAGUUAGCUUAAGCGAUGGCAGCGAUAGUGAGAGCAGUUCUGCUUCUUCGCCCCUACACCACGAACCCCCGCCACCUUUAUUAAAAACCAACAACAACCAGAUUCUUGAAGUGAAAAGUCCAAUAAAGCAAAGCAAAUCAGAUAAGCAGAUAAAGAAUGGCGAAUGUGACAAGGCAUACCUAGAUGAGCUGGUAGAGCUUCACAGAAGGUUAAUGACGUUGAGGGAAAGACACAUUCUGCAGCAGAUUGUGAACCUUAUAGAAGAAACUGGACACUUUCACAUCACAAACACAACAUUUGAUUUUGACCUUUGCUCGCUGGACAAAACCACAGUCCGUAAACUACAGAGUUACCUGGAAACAUCUGGAACAUCCUGAGGAUACAACAACUGGAUGCAUCAAAAACUAUUGGGGUUUUUUUUUUGGUUGUGAUAUUUUUUUGUUGUUGUUUAUAAGAAAACACUCAGAAUGAUGCAACCAAAAGGGGAAAAAAAAUAAAAAUCAAACAACCUUCAGCUUUAUUUUUCUUUAAAGCCAGUCAUCAUCUCUUGAUAAAGGAGAGGUUAAGCAAACCAGCCUCAGCGGACCACUCUUCUCUCCAAGGACAUCCCCGGGAAGAGUUUGCCUGGAUAGCCUUGAAAACAAACAAAUCAAACACAACACAAGAAAACUUAAAGAAUGUGUAUGGUAUCAUGUAUCUCUCUCUGUGGCGGUUCAUCCCACAGGACGAAUGCAUAUUCAACACACUGCCUUAUUACAUAACUGACCUAUUUAUUAUCGCAUACAGAUAUCCUAAAGUCGUUGAGGGAAUGACACCACAAGACAUUACAAGUACUUGGUCCCGUGGGUGCUCUUUCAGUGCAGCGCCCUUGCCACCCCAAGCCCAGUGACCUUACUCGUAUACCGUGCCACUUUCCAGCAACUUUUUCCAACUCCUUUAACUCGUGGCGGUCUGUAUUUUCCACCUUUUGUUUUUCCAGUUCCAGGACACAAAGGAUCAACUUGGGGCGGGGGGGACCAAAUAACCACCCUGAUUUUCUUCUUUGUGGUCUUUUUCCUGAAAGUUGGGGCCCAGUCCUUGGCUGUAUCCAUACAAUGAUCUUGGACCAUGGUAGAAGAAGCACCAAAUAGGAUCAUGACUUGCUGUCUAGCCUUAGUCAAUAAACCUGUAGGACUUUUAAACAAAAGUGUACAUGUAAACGUCCCGCAUCCAGCCUUGUUGAGCUGUCAUAUCAACAUUUGUGUGUCUGUUUUACUGUUAUAAUAUUAGAGGGAUAUGGAAGUAAAGGCAUUCCACAGGUUCGUCAUUUUUAAAAGAGGAAUUCUGGUUCUGUUUUCUAAAGAAAUGUUGUAGAAAUUCUUAAUUUGGAUCUAUUUAUUAGUAAGAGUUUCGGCUUUCUUCAGCUGCCAGUGUGUUCUUCAUCUUUACCAUAAAACCUGGAAUAAGAGAUUUUUGUUUGUUCUCAUAUGAUCCCCUUAGACUCUUUUGUAUUUGGAAAAUUAAAAUCUUCCUUUGGGGGAAAUUCUUGGUUAUUCUGCCAUAACAGAUUAUGUAUGAACUUGUAGAUUCAGUGUUUUGAUACCUGUUUAGUCACUUGCUUAUGUUUCCAGAAGGAUUUCUUGUAUUGGUGAGAAUAAAGAUGGUUGGGGAGGGGGGAUAUUUUUGUUCUUGAUGUACCCUGUUUUGAAACUAGAAAUCUGUCCUGUGGCAUGCAAAAGAAAGCAAAUUAUUUUUAAAGAAAAAAAAAAAAAGUACUUUUGGUGUCAUUAUUCCAUCCUCUCCAUUCAUGGAGAAAUGCAAAGUGAGAACAGCUCAUCUUUCUAGAAACUAAUCUGGAAAGAAAAGAAAUACUUCUGGAUCCAAAGGUUCGCUCCCUAGCUCAGCCUUAAGAAAGUCCCUGUGUGCUAACAGACCAGUGUGUCCCUUGCUUAUUCCCAUGCCAGAUGCUGUCCUUUCAUCCAGAGAUUAACUGGUGUCUGUACAGAAAAUGGUCUUUCCAGACCCAUUCUUUUGGACAGUAAUGUAAAUGCAGGUGGAUGGAUAAUGGAGCUAUUUCUGCAUUUUAAAAAGGGGAUUUUUAAAUGUCGUUUCUUUCUAUCCAAAGGCGCUAUUUUUUCCUUUAAUAAGUAAUACAGCCAUGCUUCUUGGCAGUGACCUCUCUGAGGCAUCCUCUCUGGGGACAGUGUAUGUUUCCAACAAUGUUAUGAUUUUUGAUGUUUGGCGUGAGCCGUCCUUGAAGCAUUUGCUGUCUAGUCCACUCCUCAAUGUUUAGGAGAACCUCUGAGUUGUUGUAAACAUUAGAUGACUGACCAAUUACGUGGUUCUAGUUGUGUGUUUUUUGUUUGUUUGUUUGUUUGUUUUUUGUUUUUGUACCUCACAGGAAAAGGGGAGGGCAAUGCUUAUAUGGAAUUCUUUGCAAAAUUUACAACUCUCUUUAAAGUUUCUAACUGCUAGUCCACAUUUUCUAAUUAAGCCAGAAAUGUAUGUGGUUUAACUAACAUAUCUGUGUAGUUUAACCAGGAAUGUACAUAGGUAGUUGGGGCCAUUUUUAUUUUUGUAAUGAAAUUGUGUGGCAAAAACUAUGAUUUGGCAAUGUAAAUAUAUUUUUGUUCCUUAGGUUACUAACCAAAACACUAGGUAACAUAAAUGAUCAAACAAAAAAAGUUAAUAAGAAGAGACACUAUUACAGUGAUAAAAUUUAGAUGUAAAGUUUAGGUAAUAAAGCAAACAUCAUCGAGAUCUAAGUUUAUAAUUGAUAACAAAAUUCAGAAAAACCUAUCCACCAUCCACAACUCAUGGAGACAGCAAAAUGAGCUUUCUACGAAAUUCCAGUAGCACAAGAGUCACAUUGUUAACUUUUUAGAAGUUAGACUCUUGCUCUCAUCUAAUUUAUAAAUGCAGAAAUAAUAAAUCCCCUUUCAAUUAAUUUCAAAUAGUUAUACUUCUCUUCAAGUCACCCACUCACUGCUGCCACAUUUAUAUACACAUGCCUUUGAAACCUAUUAAAAAAUGUUUUUGGCACACGUGUAUCGUAACAGUGGCUUUAGUUUCUUAAGCACAAAAGAAAAAUGGCAGGGUUUAAUUUCAUUAUAUAUAUAUAUAUAUUUCAAAUAAUUGGGUGAGUGUGAAUGUGGUUUGAACCAGGCAGAAUAUGAUAAACUUACUUUAAAUUUCCCCCAGUAAUUUGAAGAGGGGGGGAUGUAUGCACAGGACUUUUCCCCUAAUAAAUUAGCUUUUGCCUCUGAUGUUGCAGCAGACUAUGUAUGAGAGUGGGUGUUUCUGUCAUGGCAGAUGGCAGUCAUGUCAGCAACAACAAUGUUUGCAGUGACUUUGUUUCUUUACCGUAAUCCACCUCUCUAUGUAGACAGCUAGGUAUGUCUAUAUGUGCUGCAUAUUGUGUCAAAGUAGGGAAGACCAUGAAAACGGAAUAUCAGGACACUGGAAGAAAAAAAAUCACAAGAGCGUGUCCUAAACCUUUUAAAAUUGCUAAGCAAAUCUCUCUAAUCUGAAUAAUUGUGCACUUUUUUUUGUGGAAAGAGCCAAUCCAUCUGGUUUUCUUCCACCAAAAAUGUUUCCGCAGAUACCUUCGACAGGCUCAGCUAAUCUUCAUAAAAGACAGUUCAGACCUGCAUACCAUUCGAAGCCCUAUACACGUUAACGAGUUAACAUACGUGUUUAAGAGAGACUUUAUUCUUCAAUGUUUUAACUCUGCCUACGUAACAGAGUUGGAGUUCAGUGUUGAAAAUGGUCAGUGUUUGUGUUGGUGGCUGGUGUUCACUUUUCUCACUGUGGAUGUGAUCCGCUCUGGAGUAGUUUUCUGUAUGCUCAUUACUGCCCCCCUUUAGCAUUGUGUGUGUUCAUGCGCUGCACUGCACACACACACACUUUUAUCAACUUGCUUGGACUGUUGCCCUAAAACUCUGACUGUGAUAUAGAGUCUACAGCUGCAAUGAAUGUCAAUCCCUGCGGUUUAGCCUUGGCUGGACGUCAGCAUCUUUUGACCUCUUGUUUUAUAUGAUGCUUUUUUAUCGUGUGGGCACUGCCAUCCCUGAAUAUUCCUUAUCAAGAUGCAUCGAAGAAGUCAGUUUAAGAGGACGACAAAGUCACCACUUUCUGUAAACUGUAAAUAUGUAUUUUGGCACUUUUAUUCCAGUAUUCUGAAAAUACAGUUAUGAUGGAAAUGCUGACAGAUCCCUAACGGUGGCCAGAGCUACCAUGCAGGGCAAAAAUAAAUUAAGUAAAAAUGGAUUCUUGAGAUUAAUAGUGCAAGGCCAAUACAUUUUGUAAAUCUGUCAGUAUCUUUUUUAAUAGAGUGUGUAUGUGUAGUAAGGUUGAAAGAUACCCUGUGUAUGUGUGUGUAGAUGCUGUUAUGUGAACCCCAAGGCAUUCAUAAGAUGUAUUUCCCAUUGCUAAAACCCAUGGUCAAAUGUACAUACAGAUGGGCAGAAAUAGGUGUUUUACUUAAAUUCAUAUCUAUUGUGGCUCCAGUUUCUUUAGAAUGUAGAGUCUUAGUGAUUUGUGAAGAGUCAUUUGACCGAAGUUUGGUUUUGCUUUGCGUACAGAAAAGUGGGCCUCUACCCUGUCUCAAGAAAGAUGCUGGAAGAGAGAGUGCAGAGACCAGACCAGUCAGGCACUGCCAGUGCUUGAAUCCCCGUGUCUGAGCACCUCGUUCUGUGUCCUAAAACCAGUAUGUUUUGUAAGUGCUGCAGAGCUGGGCAAAAAGUGGUGGCACACAUUCUUGGAAUAAAUCAGGUUCCUUGUGCCUGAUAUUUUUUCUUUUCCCCUGUUUACCUGGAAGGUUUUGUUCAUAAACUGAACAGCCUGCUGUUGCUGGACAGAGCCUGUCUGACGAAGGGUCCUGUGUUGACUUUAGCAGCAAGAAACGCUGCCUUAACUAGACAGGAAGGAGAAAAGCUACUUCAACAAAGAGAAUAGAAUACUUUGAGUUUGGCAGAUAACCAGGGAAUUGGAUGUAAGGCUCUUUUUAAUAAUAAAGAGACAUCAAAUUUGAGAAACUGUUAUCUUCAGGCUGACAGCAGUGGAGGAGAUAAGAGUGGACUGCCCUGUCUCUUAUCAGCUAGAACCUGACUUUAGGUGUGGACGCAUCAGUCCCAGAUGGGCUGGGCUGACAGUUAAGCUUCCUAACAACCAGGCUUGAAGUGGACUCAUCUCGUCCCUUGUUUCGGUGUAGAUAUUCUUUUGUUUAUUUUAAAAGAAUGGCCCUGCGUUUUCUCCAGCCUGGAGAAAGUCAAGAUGGGCAUCUGGGGCCUGUGGACGACUCGCGAUGUUGUGGGCCACAGUCUCUCCCAAUACCUUGGUCCCUCUGCCUCUCGGGACUGUGUUCCCACUUGGAUACGCAGUGGGCCCUGAAGCUUAACUGGGUCCUGACACCCACACCUGUCUGUUUGGUAAUUCAGGGACAGAGUGUCCAAAACCAAUGGUCUUGUUUGUUCUGAUUAGUGGGGCAACUAUGCGUAUUUUAUUGGUUUCCUUGCCCAGGACACCACCCAGAUAGAAUACCCUGAGCGUAUUUCAGGGCUCUGCUUCCUCUGCCAGGGGACAGUAUCCACACCUUCCUGUUGAUGUGGCCCCUUCUUUAGAGUCCAUGCCAGACUUUUCCAGAGGCCAUUAACUUGCCCUGGGCUGUCAGCCUCUUGGUCUUAAUUUCCCCCUCAUGAAAGAAGGGUAACCUAUACGGUACUUGAGGGUUAGGAAGGGAAGUACAUGGCACAAACUAAAAACCAGCCCAGUAAUUACAACCGUCUCAAUCGCUGUUAAAUAACAACAAAACUCUCCUACCACCAGAACGGAAGGCUCCUGGAGGCCACCGUGUGCUAACUCCCGGCCCUCGGCAGUCUCCCCAGAAUAGGUGGCCGCAGGAGGGGGAGAUAGGUGGUGAGUAAAGGCGCAGCUAUUUGCUCAUUUUCCCUUGGUAAUCAUGUCUCCCACCACAUGCAGCCCCCAGCACAGAGUUCUGAAGUUUCAAAAGAGUAGAACAGGAUAAAUCCAGGCCAUUAAAAGAAAAUAAUCAAAGCUAUUGAGAAGAUAAAACAAAUGAGUCUCACUAAAAAGGCCGUCUGUGCAAGUAAUAAGGUUGAAAUGCUGAUACUGAUUUCCUAGCUGCACAGCAUUCCUCACACAUGUGGUUUGUGUAUCCGCGUCCGGGUGGGUGGUCUGGUGAGAAGUGCUAAAUGCAGCAAGAUGGCUUAGUUUCUGAGCAGUGGAGGGAAGCUUUGGGACAGGCUCAGCCGUGGCAUCGAAGGCCCCUGCAACAUAAAGAGGCUUUCCUUUUGUUUUGUUCCAGGAGGGAAAGUUUUAACUUGGCUUAUUCAUUUAAAUAUGAGUCUCUGUUCUGCACAGAAUCAAUCCAAAGGGAGGAGUUGGUGUGUGUGUGUGCUCUCACAUGUAUUUUUUUUUCUAAAGCACCUCCUUGUCCCUCAUCCCCGCCCUAAGGGGUGGGAUGUAUGGCAUAGGAUGUAAUAACUCUCCAUUUGUUCUCAUUUAUUCCCCAGGUGCUAGGCAACUAUAAACAUCUCUUUGAAAGUGAUGUUGUUUUCAAUAACGCCUUAGAUACAACAGGAAAAACUCCUAAAAGCACAAAUUAUGAAUACAGUCCACAAACAAAAGCCAGAGGGAGACGGACUCCCCCCCAGAGGCACACAUAUACUAACCAGAAUGCUCAAUGAAGUCCAGUCAGUUCAAGGAGGGGAGAUUUGUUAAGGGAAUAUCUACUGCCCAGGAGACAUGGGGCCCAUUGAUGGCUUGUGACAGACAUGAAGCAUUGCCAACUCCUGUCUGAAGACGGGUUGCUGCUUCAUGAAUAUUCCUCAGAAUUGCGGGUUUUAUUUUGACUGUCAUUUGCUUGGGGGAUAGAUCAUCGCUUUCCACAUUUUAUUGAUCUGUUUACAGGUUUAUUGCCUGUCUGCCUCACUAGAGUGAAAGCCCAUGAGGACACGCACUGUAUCUUACUCACUGCUGACUCCCCAGGACCUAGAGCGCCCACGUUUGUCCAACAAAAAUGUGGGAGCGUUUUGUGGAACACUGCUCUCUUGACAUUUCAUUAAAGAUGAUUUUAUGUUUAAGUAAGUUUGGAAAAACUGCCUAGUAUAUGACCCUCUUGGAAAUUCAUGACGUGCUCCUGUGUGCAAUCUCUGUGAAACCAUAUGUUCUAACAACAACAACCAAACUUGCUUAAUUUUAUUUAAUGCAAUAUUUUCCAAGUUGUAUAUAACAUAAUGGUAGUUACACAAGAUGAUAACAGAUAUUUUGCUUUUAAGUUCCUUGAUCAAAGUAGUGUUUUUAGUAGAUUUCAUUCUUCAGGUUUGCAACGUAAGUUGGGACGCUACAGGUUCUGAGGAAGACUACAUAGCUAUUAAUAUGCCUGGAAACAGUUUUCUUGGUUAGGUGAUCACUUAACUUAUUGUCCAAACUAGGACAUUUUUAAGAAUGAAAUGGGACACUAUUAACUAUUCAAGGACAACAUACAUAAACCAGGGUUGUCUUUGGCAAACUGGGAUACGUGGUCACCCAUUUCCAAGGCACACAGUUUGGGAAAUGCUGAACUAAAAAUACAAUCUCAGAUUUCUCUGUCACUUAGGCAUGUGUAAAAGGUGUCUGAUUGGGCUCUUUAUGGUGACAGGUAGGAGCAGGCCCCUAGGACCCAGGGUGUACAGGAUUUCAAUGUUGCUGAAGAUCCUUCAUGGUUGAAGUGGUCCCCAGGCCACCCCUCCCUUCCCCACCGCUGUGCCAUGUUAGCCUAUCAUUUGAGUAAUGAAUAGGCCAGAAUAGACGGUCAGUUUUUCUACGAUAUAUGCAAGGAGGACCCACUCCUUAAAUCGGGUCCCUAGUCCCUGCCCUGCUCCCAGAGCCUACUGCAUGUUGAGGUUGGGUGGUUUCCCACACAGGAUACCUGACACCUUUGCUGGAGAUGCUACCUCUUCGUGGCCACCUGUGGAGCCACUCUGCCUGCGGCUGGAGCUGCCCACUCAGCAGGCUCUCACUGUUGGAGCACGUUCUGGAAUUUUGCUGCCCUCCUCUCUGUCUCCAGGACUGCUACCUGAUAUCCUUUAAUAUUUUGGUGGUUCCAAGUUGCGCAGGCGCAAUUCUUAGCACAAAACAAACAUUCAAAAACUGUUGAGUGAAUGGCUGUAAAUAAACCUCUUGGCUUGCAAAUGGGUUGCUA
This is a messenger RNA of Myotis daubentonii (Daubenton's bat), 9803 nucleotides long. It is a transcript of the gene MLLT3, whose product is annotated as MLLT3 super elongation complex subunit. Gene Ontology annotation, biological process: positive regulation of DNA-templated transcription. Gene Ontology annotation, molecular function: chromatin binding. Gene Ontology annotation, cellular component: transcription elongation factor complex. NCBI's taxonomy places the organism in Eukaryota, Metazoa, Chordata, Mammalia, Chiroptera, Vespertilionidae. The record is from RefSeq and is a predicted model, not a curated record.